ACAGAACGCGGUCCGUACAACGCCAGCAGCCACGACGCUGCGGUCAUGGCAGACUCGAUCCCUGACCCGUGGAUUUGCGACUACCUCAUUGAUGUUGCAGAGAAGUACGGAGGACAGCUCUAUAACGCUCCCAUCUACGACAAGCGGAAGAGAGUUCAAGUGACCGAGUUUUUGACGUUCCACGAGGAUAGCUACAUCUGGGCGUGGGUAUCUGACAAGUCCCACUGCAUACCUGUUCGAAUAUCGAGGGAAGCUGUCGAGGAUUUCAGUGGUCGAUGUGGUCGUGCGGUCGUUGACUGUCGCUUCGCCGUUGUGUUUAUCAAAAACUUCCGGCCUAUGUUUGCCCCUCGACCUCUUGGUGCCAACCAGAGAGGCAACACACCGAUCUCACAUAUCGCCCUAGACGUCGGGAAUGUAAAGCUUGUAGGGCUCGGCGGUCAUGUGUUCUGCGACCCGAAAGACGUGGAGUCUGAUGCAUCUGUGAAGAAGUGGGUUCUGGGUCUUCGCGAAGACGGUGGUGGUGGAAAUGUACUAAAACUAGAAAAACAAGAACAGCAGGCGCCGGAGAUAGUGCAAGCCUUGCCUCCACAACGACCUUCUUCGCUGACUUCUCACGAGCAGCAAGGUGCUCAGGCACUCGAAGCAGCAGCAGUCCUUCCAAAGGCAGCGAUGGGUGGUGUGAAUUCAAUACCUCUGCAGUCCAAGCCGAUCGAUUUCAAAAGGGAGCACUCAAAACGGUGGCGAGUGUAUGAAGUCGAUCGAUGGAAGUUUGCCUAUAAAUCAACACAAGAAGCAGCAGCAGCAAGUAUGUCGUGUAUAUCGGUUUAUCGCCUAGUUUGCAAUAUUCAAUGGUCACCCGUACAGACCUAGAAGCUAGACCAACUGUUGUAGACACGGAUCCCGUGCAAGUGCCUGCCUCCUCCACCAUACCGCUGGUACCUCGUACAUUCUCACCGGAAUCACCGAAAGCAUUGGUUC
Messenger RNA from Pisolithus orientalis, 978 nucleotides. RefSeq lists its product as uncharacterized. The record is from RefSeq and is a predicted model, not a curated record. Lineage: Eukaryota; Fungi; Basidiomycota; Agaricomycetes; Boletales; Pisolithaceae. The transcript has 6 exons. The coding region runs from base 46 to 870 and encodes 274 amino acids. Gene Ontology annotation, molecular function: telomeric repeat DNA binding. Gene Ontology annotation, cellular component: telomerase holoenzyme complex; chromosome, telomeric region. Gene Ontology annotation, biological process: telomere maintenance via telomerase.